This is a messenger RNA of Cryptomeria japonica (Japanese cedar), 1237 nucleotides long. RefSeq names its product 29 kDa ribonucleoprotein A, chloroplastic. Gene Ontology annotation, cellular component: cytosol. The transcript has 4 exons. The record is from RefSeq and is a predicted model, not a curated record. Gene Ontology annotation, molecular function: mRNA binding. The coding region runs from base 55 to 912 and encodes 285 amino acids. NCBI's taxonomy places the organism in Eukaryota, Viridiplantae, Streptophyta, Pinopsida, Cupressales, Cupressaceae.
UAGGUACUCAUCUUUUCUGUUGUUUUGCAUCUUACCUAAUAGGAAUACGAAACCAUGGCCGCUGCAGUUAGUUGGUUGUCCCCUCUAAAUGGGCACCGUCUUAGCGGCUUCACUUCUCUUUAUUUCCCUUCCCGACCCUGCAUACAGAGCGGCAACAGAGCGAGUGAGUACUUUUCCUCUCUGUUGCAGAGUAGCAAUGGCAAAGGAACCUCUUUCCUGUUGCCUCUCUCUUCGUAUUCAAAGGAGAAGGGGAAGAAUAAUAAGUUUCUACCCAAAAGGAACGCAUCAAUAACAGCUCAAGCACAGUUGGAGGAGGAAGAAGGAAGAAGAAAUACAGGGCAGGGCCGAGGAAGAGACACAGAUGAUAAAUCAUUUUAUGUGGGCAAUCUUCCAUAUAGCGUGGACAGCGCGGAGUUGUUGAAGCUCUUCAAGGAUGCUGGCAAUGUCACCAAGGUGGAGGUAAUAUAUAACAAAGAUACAGGAAGAAGCCGGGGUUUUGCCUUUGUGACCAUGGCAACCAGAGAAGAAGUUUCUGAAGCCGUGGACAGGUUUAAUGGAUAUGAGUAUCGGGGCAGAACUUUGAGGGUGAGUUCCGGGCCACAGCCUGUGAAGAACAAUUUCACAUCUAGGGUUGGAUUCAGAAACGUACGUUCUGGUGGUGGGGGUUUUGAUUCUGCAAAUCAAAUGUAUGUGGGUAAUCUUCCUUGGGGAGCUGAUAAUUAUACCCUUGAACAGCUUUUUAAGGGUUUUGGAAGAAUUAAGGAUGCCAGAGUUGUGUAUGACAGAGAGACAGGGCGGUCUAGGGGUUUUGCUUUUGUCACCAUGUCAUCUUCUGAGGAAGUGGAGGCAGCUAUUUCCUCUCUUGAUGGGGCUGAUAUGGAUGGGAGACCACUGAGAGUGAGGAUAGCAUAGGCGCACCCUGCCCAGUGUGAGUUUUCUGGCAACGCUUGUGUUUUUCUCUUUCCAAUUUUAUUUUAGCUUAGCUACUGCGCGGCAUUUUCCUAAAUUUGUGUGCUACUUUUUUUGGUGGGCUUGUCUAUCUCAUGAGACAAAAUAUGAGAUGGUUUUUGGCUCGUAAGAAAUGAAUUUUGUACAGUAUUGCUAUCAUGAUUCUCUUUCCUUGUACCUAAAUUUUAUUAGCAAUAGGUUGUAUAAAAAACUGCCACAUACACAAUGUGGAAAAUAUUGUUAGGCCACUGGAAGGAAGGCUUCAUAUGCAAAGUUCCAUUGUUUAAAA